Molecule: messenger RNA, 2310 nt
Organism: Chenopodium quinoa (quinoa)
Lineage: Eukaryota; Viridiplantae; Streptophyta; Magnoliopsida; Caryophyllales; Amaranthaceae
Exons: 10
Coding region: 349-1824 (491 amino acids)
Source: RefSeq, a predicted model, not a curated record
UAAUCCAUUACUCAAAACCGACUUACGGUAUGAAAUAGAGUAGACAGAAAUUACCUAAUGGAGUAACUAAAAAAAAAAACGAGGCAAACUCAAAACCGACUUAAGUUUAAUGACGUUUUUCAUGCUCAAAGUCUCAAACCAUGCUUUAACUUUCACCAGAGUGACCGGGUGAUUUUUGCAGUUUUGCCCACACUCUGACACUCCAAAAAAAAAAAAUAUAUUAUCAAUUUAUCAUCAAUAUCAUUAUCAUCUUGUUCAUAUUUCCGUUUUCAAAGAGAAAUCCGCAGAAAUAUUUCACACGCAGUUGCAGGUGAAAAAUUAAAUGCUUCUUCAAUUUCUUCUCAUUAAAUGCUCCCAACUUCACACAACUUACCCCAAUUCCUUCAAUUUAUCUGCACUUCUGUUUUGUUCAAAUUUUGCUCUUUUGUCCCACUUUUUUUAAGUGCUUCAGACAAGAAAGCUGAUAUAUCAAGAUUUGGAGUUCCUUAUUCUAUUGACUGCAACCAUGAUUUAUCACUUGACUCACCGUUUUCAUCAAGGACCUGUGGCUCUGAAACCCCUCAUAAUGGGCGAUCCAUUGAUUCGAGUACAAGCUCAUCAAAUCACCGUGCCUCUUUGGAAAAGGAUGUAUAUUUGCUACAAUCACGUUUGCAGCAAGAGAAGUCUAUGCGCAUUAUGCUGGAGAAAGCAAUCGGUCGGGCUUCUAGUGCUUUGUCACCAGGUCAUAGGCAUCUUGCCUCUCAGGCAAAGGAGCUGAUUGCCGAGAUUGAAUUACUUGAAGAGGAGGUUUCCAAUAGAGAGCAGCAUGUUCUAACUCUUUACAGGAACAUCUUUGAGCAGUGUGCCAGUCAGCCAUCUUCUGUGCAAACCUCUAGCAUGAGUUCUCCUGUUCAUACUAAAAAUAAACCAAGAAAGCAUCCUAGCAAAAUUUCAAGCGCAACUUGCUCCUCGAAGAAAUUCCCUUUGCGAGGUCUUUCUUUAAAAAGCACUUCUGCAAAGAAAGAUGGCAAGAUUAAACAUGGCUCAUUAUGUGUAGGAAAAAUAGACAUCCAUAAUGAGAAGCCCUGUUCUAACCAGAUCAAGGUUCAUGGGAAGUCAUCAGACAUAGUAAAGAAUUCUGGUGUUCGAACAUUGAAGGAUUACCUUCAUCAGUGCCCUAGCAAAUUGUCUGAGGAAAUAGUUAACUGUAUGGCUGCAGUUUACUGCUGGUUUUGCAGUGCUACAUCAACAAACUCGGACAAUUUAGGGAAUCAUCAAUCAUCUGGUGUCUCAAAGUUUUGUGGUGAUUUUAAUCCCCAGCUUGGCAGCCAGAAAAAGCAUACUUCGAAAUCCAUGCUAGAGAUAUCCUCAAUGCCAACUGACAAAAAACAAGUUUCUCGUGCAUCUUAUGCAAUCACCAGCUAUAGAGCACUCGUUGAGCAACUUAAAAGGGUUAAUGUGAGCCAAAUGGAAGUCGAAGCCCAAAUUGCAUUUUGGAUCAACAUCUAUAAUUCACUCAUAAUGCAUGCAUAUUUAGCGUAUGGAAUCCCCCAUAGCUCUCUGAGAAGACUAGCUCUGUUUCACAAGGUUACUCUGUGUAGUGCAGGCGGGCUACAACAUUGGUGGCAUAGUUGUCACUGCAAAUGCCAUAGAACACUCAAUCUUCUGCUUUCGUACACCUUGAGUUGGUGGGCUGAAGGUCUACACAGCAGCCAAUGUCAAAGACGAGUUAGAACAGGCAAAGAGGGAGUUUCUUGUAUCCAACAUAAUUAUAAAGAAAUCAAAGAAAGUAUUUCUGCCAAAGAUGCUCGAAAGGUAUUCGAGAGAAGCUUCCAUGGGAUCUGACGAACUUCUCAAAUGGGUUUGCAAGAAUGUUGAUAAGAAGCUCCAAGACACAAUUCAGCGAUGCCUUGAUUCAAAGUACUGCAAGAAAGCAUCUCAGGUAAUAGAGUGGUUACCAUACAGCUCUAAAUUUAGAUAUGUAUUCUCAGAAGGACUAGCUACAAAACCUUGGUGGGUUUGAUAGCUUUUGAUUUUCUACUGCCUGUAUGAUGAGAACAUAUCGAGCGCGUUCCAUGAUCACAUGUUAGAAGUUCAAUUUUCCCAGGAAAAUGUAUUAGGAUGCUGCAUACCUAGACUUUUACUAAUCUUCUGCCUAGUUACUUUGUACAGGAGUUUUCUAGGUCCUUUUUAGUUCAUGAAUCCACAUGCUUUCAGUUACAAUCUAUCCCUAAAAUCCAAACUCUGUGUCUUACAAAGACGGUUUUCUGGCCGUCAUAACGUCGUGAUGGUUAUUGGGCCGUCAUUGAAUAUUAUUUGUGACUGUUAGAA